Messenger RNA from Phytophthora infestans T30-4, 261 nucleotides. RefSeq lists its product as uncharacterized. The record is from RefSeq and is a predicted model, not a curated record. The coding region runs from base 1 to 261 and encodes 86 amino acids. The transcript is spliced from 3 exons. Lineage: Eukaryota; Oomycota; Peronosporomycetes; Peronosporales; Peronosporaceae.
AUGCUAGCGCUACAGAACGCACUGGACCAAGCAAACGACGACCUAACCACUUUUCGGGACAAGAACUGCCGAUUUCUGGACGAGCAAGAGGCAGCACUCACGUGCCCAAUUUCUUACGAGUUGUUUGAGAACCCGGUGGUGGAACCCCCACUGUCCAAUGUGCCGCGCGCCCGUGAGGCUCCUGCAGAGCAACCAAUGAUUGACCUCAGUGCCCAGGUGGAUGUGCUCACGACCAAGAGCUGGCCCGUACGACUCCAUUGA